AUGCUGAGUGGAGACCUGGUUGGUGCAUGGGAGGUGGCCUUGAGUGAUGGCGUCUACAGGAUCGAGUUUGCUCACGGCACCACCACCGGCAAGCGAGUAGUGUACAUCAACGGUCAGGAAGUCGUCCGAAAGGACUGGAUGUUCAAGCUGGUCGGAAAGGAAACCUUCACCAUCGGGGGCGCGGAGACCAAAGCCACCAUAAACAUCGAGGCCAUCAGCGGCUUCGCCUACGAGUACUCCCUGGAGAUUGAUGGAAAGAGCCUGGAGAAAUUUAUAGACCGCCGGGCCAAGACCACCCGGACGUGGCUUCUGACGGUGGAUGGCGAGGACUGCAGGAUCGUUCUCGAAAAAGACACCAUGGAUGUGUGGUGCAAUGGACAGAAGAUGCACACAACGGGCGAGUUUGUGGACGAUGGGACGGAGACGCACUUUGUGUUGGACAAACACGAGUUCUGCAUCAAGGCCACCAGCAGUGGGAGGAAGAAGGAGGGCAUCGCUCACUACUUGCUGGUUGAUGGGGAACCUCUCCCACCUCUGCAGCAGUAG
Messenger RNA from Lampris incognitus (smalleye Pacific opah), 546 nucleotides. RefSeq names its product fas apoptotic inhibitory molecule 1-like. Bases 1 to 546 code for a protein of 181 amino acids. The transcript has 4 exons. Gene Ontology annotation, biological process: negative regulation of extrinsic apoptotic signaling pathway via death domain receptors; canonical NF-kappaB signal transduction; positive regulation of neurogenesis. Lineage: Eukaryota; Metazoa; Chordata; Actinopteri; Lampriformes; Lampridae. The record is from RefSeq and is a predicted model, not a curated record.